AUGACCACCGACAAGAUCACCUUCUUGACCAAUUGGCACGCUACCCCAUACCAUGCUCCAUUGUAUCUCGCCCAAGCCAAAGGAUACUUCAAGAAUGAAGGGAUCAAUGUAGCAAUUCUGGAGCCAAACGACCCUAGUGAUGUCACCGAGAUCAUUGGAUCUGGCAAAGUCGAUAUGGGCUUCAAAGCCAUGAUCCACACUCUUGCUGCUAAAGCCCGUGGCUUUCCCGUCAUUAGCGUUGGAUCUCUUCUCGACGAGCCCUUCACGGGCGUCGUCUAUCUUAAAGAGAGCAACAUCACCUCUGACUUCCGCACUUUGGAGGGCAAACGUAUCGGCUAUGUUGGAGAGUUCGGAAAGAUACAAAUCGACGAACUCACCUCUCACUAUGGCAUGACACCCGAUUCCUAUACCGCAAUUCGCUGCGGUAUGAAUGUCUCCCAAGCCCUCAUUGACGGCACCAUCGACGCAGGAAUUGGCCUCGAGAACGUGCAGAUGGUAGAGCUUGAGGAAUGGCUCGCGGUGCAAGGCCGUCCGAAGAGUGAUGUGCAAAUGCUUCGUAUCGACGAACUAGCCGAACUCGGCUGCUGCUGCUUUUGCUCUAUCCUGUACAUCGGGAAUGAGAAAUUCGUCGCCGAGAACCAUGAAAAAGUUCGUGCCUUCAUGCGAGCCGUCAAGCUAGCCACGGACGAGUUGUUGGCAGAUCCAGAGAAAGCAUGGAAGGAGUACGUCAAUUUUAAAUCUGUCAUGGGUACCGAGUUGAACUACAAGAUCUUCGAGCGUAGCUUCGCUUACUUCUCGAGCGACCUAAAGAAUGUUGCCCGUGACUGGGCCAAAGUCACCAAUUACGGAAAACGACUCGGGGUCCUCAACGAGGACUUUAAGCCAAAUUACACGAACGACUUCCUGGACUGGGCCUUACAUGGUGAGUCUGGUAAUCCGACAGGCGAUCAGAAGAGGAUGGUCGAGUUGCAGAAGGAUGUCGCUGCUUGUGGAGGGUUCCGUAGAUUGAAGCUUGAGCUCGCCACCGCCAAGGCCUAG
This is a messenger RNA of Lindgomyces ingoldianus, 1038 nucleotides long. Its product is annotated as pyrimidine precursor biosynthesis enzyme THI11. The record is from RefSeq and is a predicted model, not a curated record. NCBI's taxonomy places the organism in Eukaryota, Fungi, Ascomycota, Dothideomycetes, Pleosporales, Lindgomycetaceae. Gene Ontology annotation, biological process: thiamine biosynthetic process. Bases 1 to 1038 code for a protein of 345 amino acids. The transcript is spliced from 5 exons.